Messenger RNA from Alternaria viburni, 198 nucleotides. RefSeq lists its product as uncharacterized. Lineage: Eukaryota; Fungi; Ascomycota; Dothideomycetes; Pleosporales; Pleosporaceae. The coding region runs from base 1 to 198 and encodes 65 amino acids. The record is from RefSeq and is a predicted model, not a curated record. The transcript is spliced from 2 exons.
AUGUCGGGUAACAAUAACAACAACACCGGCAACACUGGCGGUGGAGCCAAGAACACCCCCAUGACCAAGGAGGACGCUGGUAGAAUCCAAUCCACUCAAGCCAAGUCCGGCGGCGACAUGUCCUCCGGCGGCUUCGCCGCUCGCGCCCAGGGUGCUGGCGACAAGAACGCCAACGCUGGCGGUGAGACCAAGAAGUGA